Aegilops tauschii subsp. strangulata is the source of this 1376-nucleotide messenger RNA. RefSeq names its product ribosomal RNA small subunit methyltransferase, mitochondrial. Gene Ontology annotation, cellular component: mitochondrion. The record is from RefSeq and is a predicted model, not a curated record. Gene Ontology annotation, biological process: rRNA methylation. Gene Ontology annotation, molecular function: rRNA (adenine-N6,N6-)-dimethyltransferase activity. Lineage: Eukaryota; Viridiplantae; Streptophyta; Magnoliopsida; Poales; Poaceae.
CGUUGGAAUUGCUCUCAAACGGCAAAAGUCGAACAACAUCACGGAGCGAACCGAGCCAAACCGGAUAUGAACCGCGCCGUCUCGAACUCUCGAGCCCGCCUCGCCGCCUUCUCCGCCUCGUCGUCACUGGCGUCGGAGGCGUGGGAUGGGCGCUUCCGGCUACACAAGCCGCGGGGCCAGCACCUCCUCACCAACCCACGCGUCCUCGACGCCAUCGCGCGCCACGCCGCGCUCCGCCCGGGCGACGCCGUACUCGAGGUCGGCCCCGGCACCGGCAACCUCACAGCCCGCCUCCUCGCCUCCCCGGCCGACCGCGUCACCGCCGUCGAGAUCGACCCGCGCAUGGUCGACGCAGUCACGGCCCGUUUCGGGGCACUCGACCUGGCGCACAAGCUCACGGUGAUCCAGGGGGACGCCAUGGAGACCGAAUUCCCAAAGUUCGACGUUUGUGUGGCUAACAUCCCCUAUGGGAUCUCCUCGCCGCUCAUCGCGAAGCUGCUGUUCGGGACGUACCACUUCCGGACAGCAACGCUCCUGCUGCAGAAGGAGUUCGCGCGGCGGCUCGUGGCCAUGCCAGGCGACUCGGAGUAUAACCGCCUGGCAGCCAACGUCCGCAUGGUAGCGGACGUGAAGCUGCUCAUGGACGUGAGCAAGAGGGACUUCGUUCCCAUGCCCAGGGUAGACUCCUCCCUCGUCGAGAUCCAGCCGAGGGGGGCUCCGCCUGAGGUCGACCUCGCCGAGUGGCUGGGCUUCACACGGGAGUGCUUCGGGCAGAAGAACAAGACCCUCGGUGCCAUCUUCAAGCAGAAAAGGAAGAUCCUGGAUCUUCUCAAGCGGUCUCAGAGAAGCGAGAGAUGCACAAGCGAUGCCCCUGGCACUGGCAGUGGCAUCAUCCUCGGUGUUCUUGAUGACGACGGUAAUGACGAAGCCUGCAGCGAUGAAGACGGCGACAGCGGCGAUCGAGCAGCUGGUUUCAGCACGGAAGAGGUCGGGGCUUUCAAGGAAAGGAUUGCCGGUGCUUUAGAGUCCACCGACCUCGCCGGGAAGAGGCCGUCCAAGAUGUCAAACGACGAGCUUCUUUAUUUGCUCAGGCUAUUCAACGAGCGAGGGAUAUGGUUUCAGUAGCACUUGUCAGCGCAUCGGAUCUCUGAUUGCUCACCGAUGCAAAUGACCGACGCACACAACUGACCCAUGUCCAUGGUAGUAGCACAGAAGCGAAUUUGCCAGUCCAUGUAUGUUUAGCAGCUGUCUAGGCGUAGGCUGAGUUGGUUCAGAGUUGCAGAGAGUUUCUUUGAAAUUUGGCAACCUUAAGCCGAAGAUCUCAAGCAUGUGCUAUUCAUGAAAUGAUUAUGAUGAAACAGUGUUACUAGGAUUCA